CACACAUUACAAACACACUAUCUCUCCCCCUCGUUCCUUUUCCACUCACCACACGCUGCUCUUUGCCGCCUCUCUGCAUCUGUCCUCUUCUCCUCUCAAGUGACCAUGCAUCGUAGUUGCUCUUCCUCUCUGCUUGUCUCAGACUGUUCUAGGGUGCCUUCAUUGUCAAGUGGAGCCUUCUCGCAUCCACACCAGGGACAGUAAACGCCUGCUGUUGCAGGACUUCGGGGACAGGAAGAAACCGGUUGUUGAGUUCCUUGGAGACCUCUGCUGGGGACCUCUGCGAAGACCCACAUCUCAAGCAGUCAGGAAUCUCUCAGCUCGGCACAAUUUGCAGACAUCGAUGACGACUCAUUGCAUCUGGAUUCAGACCUUCUCUGAAUGCAGUGAUCAGGACUGCAUGGCUGUUACAUCAAGCUCAGUUUUUCCUCCAAAGGACACUCAUGCUUCAUCAUACCUGCCUAUGACUUCCAUAUGAGAUUCCGCAGCUCUGAGCAGAAGAGGCCCCGACUUUCGACUUCCAGUCAUCAUAAAAACGAUCAGGUUUCUCCGCCUCGGAGCAGCUCUCGUGGUAGUGGCGUUUGUUUCUGCCCACAGCCAUGCAGGUGUCCUUCGCGUGCACAGAUCAUGGGCUGAAGGCCCCGCGUAACGGCGAGCACAGCAAACAGAACACCACCAGCCCAAACACCACCAGCCAGGCCCGGGCUCGCUUUCGCACCGUGGCCCUGAUAGCUCGAAGUCUGGGUUCCUUCACUCAUCGCUACCACCACAACCUCAAAGAGUCCACAGCCAAGCUCACGGGCAUGAAGUAUAGGAAUCUUGGGAAAUCUGGUUUGCGUGUCUCCUGUCUGGGCCUUGGCACUUGGGUGACAUUCGGAGGUCAGAUCUCUGAUGAGGUGGCCGAACAGCUGAUGACUAUUGCGUACGAGAGCGGGGUCAACCUCUUUGACACGGCAGAGGUCUACUCUGGUGGGAAAGCAGAGAUAAUCCUGGGAAACAUCAUCAGGAAAAAAUGCUGGAGGCGAUCCAGUCUGGUGAUCACCACAAAACUCUACUGGGGAGGAAAAGCAGAGACCGAGAGAGGCCUCAAUAGAAAACACAUCAUUGAAGGUUUAAAGGGCUCCCUCCAGAGGAUGCAACUGGAGUAUGUUGAUGUGGUUUUUGCCAACCGGCCAGAUAACAACACUCCCAUGGAAGAGAUAGUGAGAGCCAUGACACAUGUGAUUAACCAGGGGAUGUCAAUGUACUGGGGAACAUCGCGGUGGUCUGCCAUGGAGAUCAUGGAGGCUUAUUCUGUGGCCAGGCAGUUCAAUCUCAUUCCUCCAGUCUGCGAGCAGGCUGAGUAUCAUUUUUUCCAGAGGGACAAAGUAGAAACACAGCUGCCAGAGCUCUACCACAAGAUAGGUGUAGGCGUGGUCUCCUGGUCUCCUUUGGCCUGCGGCAUCAUCACUGGGAAGUAUGAGAACGGCGUCCCAGAAACCUCAAGGGCCUCCAUGAAGCCAUACCAGUGGUUAAGGGAGAAAAUAAUGAGUGAGGAUGGAAGGAAACAGCAAGCCAAGCUGAAGGAGUUGGCUCAUAUAGCGGAGAAGCUUGGUUGUACCUUACCCCAACUAGCUAUAGCAUGGUGCCUGAGGAAUGAAGGCGUGAGCUCAGUACUAUUGGGAUCCUCUAAUCCAAGCCAGUUAACAGAGAAUCUCGGGGCCAUUCAGGUAAUUCCAAAGAUGACAGCGGGCAUCGCCUCAGAAGUGGAUCACAUACUGGGGAAUCGUCCGCACAACAAAAGAGACUACCAUCAUUAGUCCGGACCAACAGUCCUGAAAACUGUGCUCUGAAAGUGUAUCAAAGCUCACACACACACAGCCAUGGCACAGCAACCAGUGCCCGACUUUGCUGUAGUAAUCUUGUGUGUGACUGUAAAAAAGGUGUUCUGCUCGGCUCGUCCUCCACCACUUAUCAAUAUCAUAAAGUGAGAUGCUUGGCAAAUAAUGCAUGCUACAACCAUGGCGGCCGGCAGAUGCAGCACUGAGCCAACAAGAUCAUUUCUGGUAUGAGAUUAUCAUUUUUAUUUUGCAACUGUGUGCAGAAUAUUCAAAGUUUUGCAAUGAUUUAUAUAUGGGGAAGUGAGGGAAUUCAAGAAACAUCAUUGCCGUGCAGUGACUAACUUCAAGUUGCAUCUUUUUUUUGGUUUGUUUUACAAACUAGAAUUUGCCUCACUAGAUGUUCGUGAAAGCAACAAAACAUAUACAGUAAUACCUUGCAUAAUUGGGCUGUGUUGCAUUUCUUUUUGCAGCUGAAGCUCAAGUGUCAACAUGAUAAAUAGUUUCUGUAUGAACUGAGAAGAGAGUAAUGUCUCAUUUAUUUUUCAAAACAACUGUGCUAUACUGAUUGUAAUAUCAUUGACUUGAUAAGCAGUACCCAGAAAAAGCGUACUCUCCUGAUGCUUAUCGUCACCUGUUUUUAUUUCAACUUUGUGGUGAACAUAUUUGUCUUGUCACAGCUGGAGACAUGAUCAAAAAAGGAGCUUGUAAAUCCACCAAGCCAUACAGCUAAUGAAAACGCUCUGAAAAAGAUAACACCAUAUGGGCCCUAUUGCACCCUGAUCAUCAUGUGCCCCCACCCCACCUCAUCCAGAUGCCAGUUUGACUAGAUUGGUUUGUUUUGUUCUCUCUGUUCAUGUGUAUUUUUGGCGUAGUUCAUUCAGAUUUGUACAUAGAAAUA
Molecule: messenger RNA, 2718 nt
Organism: Doryrhamphus excisus (bluestripe pipefish)
Lineage: Eukaryota; Metazoa; Chordata; Actinopteri; Syngnathiformes; Syngnathidae
Gene: kcnab1b
Product: potassium voltage-gated channel subfamily A regulatory beta subunit 1b
Biological process (GO): regulation of potassium ion transmembrane transport; transmembrane transport; potassium ion transport
Cellular component (GO): voltage-gated potassium channel complex; membrane; juxtaparanode region of axon
Molecular function (GO): voltage-gated potassium channel activity; potassium channel regulator activity; transmembrane transporter binding
Source: RefSeq, a predicted model, not a curated record